UUAACGUCCAUAAGAAAUGAUUUCAAGUCGAAAAAGACAUUUGGAUAUGAGCUGAGCAGGCUGAACAUUUUGAUACAUUAAUUGUUGAUUUUUUUUUUAAGAAAUAAGAGAUAUUGAUCAAGAAAAGUUGUUUUUAUUCUGCUGGUGGUCGCCGCUGCCGCUGCUGCUGCUGCUGGCCUGUAAACAUGGCUACCGCGGGAACAACUGGAGACGAGCUGAAGAAGGAGCUCACGUGUGCGAUUUGUUUGGAGUAUUUCAAAGACCCUGUUAUCCUCAAAUGCGGCCACAAUUUUUGUCGCUUUUGCAUUUGCAUGCACUGGGAUGAAAAUGGCGAAGACUACGGGUAUCAGUGCCCACAGUGCCGAACGGUGUUCAACAAGAGAACAUUCACUAAAAACUACUUGGUGCAGAACCUAGUGGCCAAACUGGAUGAUCUGGAGUGUCUGGGUUCUUGUUCGACACCGUCAAAACCGUUGAAAGUGGAUGGGAAGUGUGAAAAACACGGCGAAGAGCUGAAACUGUAUUGUCAGACCGAUAAGAGGCCUAUCUGUGUGGUGUGCCGUGAAUCUCGAGCACACAGACACCAUGAGGUGGCGCCAGUGCCAGAAGUUGUGAACGAUAUGAAGAUGGAGUUAAAGCUGCGGCUCAUGGGACUCAACUGGCACAAGUCUAAGUGUGAGAGCGUUCAAACGGCUGAUGAAUGCACCAAAAGUGAAGUGAGGAUGAAGAAACAGAGGCUGAAGGAUAAGAUCGAGGCAGAUGUCGGUGCCAUGGUUCAGUUCUUGCUGGACGAGAGAGACAGCCUGCUUGAGAGCUUGGACGCCGAGGAAGCAGCCACCCUGGCGGUCAUAGACGAAAACCUGAAGUUGGUGGAGGAAGAGGCUGAGGAUGUGGGAAAAACCAUCUCUGAUAUCCACAGGCACAUCAGUGGGAAAACGAGCUUUGAGAGCCUUUGUGAGGCAUUUGAUGAAGCCUUCCAUUGCAAACCUAUCACAUCUAUGGAGGCAGUUAAUUGUCAGACUGAGUUCACAGACUUCUCAGGGCCUAUCCAGCUUAUCGUGUGGAAGAAGAUGAUGCACGUGCUACACACCAUGCCUCAGAACCUCACGUUGGACCCACAGACAGCUCACCCAAACCUGCUCAUCUCAGACUUUGACACCAAAGUGGAGGAGGGCCGAGUCCGUAGCCACGAGCCAGACAUGCCGGAGCGAUUCACCCGCUUCUGUGGUGUCCUCGGCAUCGCCAAGUAUGCCACUGGCCAGCACUACUGGGAGGUGGAUGUGAAGGACAAGGGCGUGUGGUACCUGGGAGUCACCACCGUGGGCAGCAACAGGAAGGGCUUUGUCAGCCUCACUCCCUCGGCAGGAUACUGGAGCCUGUGUCUGCAGGACCGGCUCUAUGCCAACGGGGAGGACGGACGCAUCCCGGUCGCCGACUACUGGACCUCGCCGAGGGUCGGCGUGUACCUGGACUACGACAAUGGGCGUCUGAGUUUCUAUGACGCGGUCACGAUGAAGAGACUUUACAUGUUUGACACCUGCUUUGAGGAGCCGGUGUCUCCCUUCUUCAGUCCGGGCAAAUACGAUCCUGGCAGCAGGCUGCAGAUAUGCCACUAUUACUGAGACACAGCUGCUGUGAUGGGGGGGUCACAUUAUUUAAGAGUGGAGUCAUGGAUGCCAGUGGUUACUGAUUUACUGUUGGCAAGGGUUUAGACACCCACUGUAGCCUCAUGCCCCUUGGGGUUUGGAGAGGUGCUUUGCUCUGCGUCACUGUGUCUGCUGGGAAUACUGAUGCCCCACAUGCUAUGCUACAGUAUGUUGCAGUGUUGUUUGUCCUGGUAAGGUGGGUACUCCUGCCAUGUAGGUGGAACCCCAAGGACAUAUGUUAUUGGUACAUGCUGAUGGCUAAGAUUCCCCCUCAUUAAUGCUUAGACUGAAGAAUUGGUGCUGAUAGCGAUGUGACUUAAAUUGGCGAGCUUGUACAGAUAUUUCCGCUCUCAAUUAUUUAACUUCCAGAAACCUAAUGGCUCAGGUUGUGUUUUUUUUUUUUUUUAUUUGGAUUUUAUCAUCAGUACAGAUAAUUUUAUCCUCUUUUUACAAUCCGCUUAAUCUUAGAUUGUUUUAAAUACUGUAAAUAUUUUUUGGUUGUUGAGAAUCCCUUUGUAAAUUUCUCUCCCGCUUAUUUUUGUGAGCACAUGUGAUGGUAUAUGAAGCAACGUUUUGAGAUUUUUCGUUCAGUUUGAAUCUUGAAACAUUUUCAAAAAUAAGCAAAUGAAGGACAAAGCCAACCGUUUUUUAAAACCGCCCCGAUGGAAAAUGUUUCCGCCACAUGCUCCUUGAUGUUUUACUGUGAGAGUCAUUCCAGUGCAGUAAGGAAUGAAAAUAUAAUUAUAAGUUUAUUGUUUCAACAGCGUUUUCCUCAUUUUCCAUUACAAAAUGCUUCUGCUUCUCGGGCCAGAGUUGGUUUAUUAUCCAACUCAGUCCAGUUUGUUUUUUUUAUUUAUUUUUUAUCAUUUUUGAUGACUUGAAUGCAGGUAUUUUGAGUUCAAUGUUAAAAAAAAAUGUUAUUUGGACAAUUUUAUGAAUGUUAUAUUUUCUUUCUUGAAUGUAUAAUUUACACGUUUUCCUGAAUAGAAUCUUUAUGGAUUUUUAUUUUUGCUUGUACAGUUCCCCACACUUUUAGACGGUGGGGUGUUUCAGCACCAGUGCCAUCCUGUACAGUGAAUUUUUCUUUUUUUGCUUUUUUAAAUUAAUUUGAGGAGCAUAGUAGAAUCAUUUCACAUCAUUAUCUGUGGAAAAAUGAGCUCUGGCCCAGCAGGCUCUUUUUUUCAAUGUUAUUUCACAUACUGGUAUGUACUUGGCUACUUUUUGUGAUGUCUUGAUAGGUGUGACAAAAAUGAUCAUUGUGAUUCCUGUGUGUGGCCUUUUCACCUGCAGUAUUUGAUGUAUUCUGGGUUUUUUCCUCCGUUUCAGAAUGAGAUUAAAAGAGGAUGAAAUUCUUAAAUAUCUUUAUCAUGGUGUUUACAAUUCACUUGGCUCCGUGUCUUUUAACAUCACUUCACAAGAGACGACAUGAAGGUGAAUUAUUCGCCUCCAAUGAGAUUUUUCUUUUUUAAAUUCAUCUUUGAAUUUAUGAAAUUAAACCCCUUCAAAAAUGUA
Molecule: messenger RNA, 3158 nt
Organism: Solea solea (common sole)
Lineage: Eukaryota; Metazoa; Chordata; Actinopteri; Pleuronectiformes; Soleidae
Gene: trim47
Product: tripartite motif containing 47
Exons: 9
Coding region: 186-1622 (478 amino acids)
Molecular function (GO): protein binding; zinc ion binding
Source: RefSeq, a predicted model, not a curated record